AUGUCCGCCGACACAGCCGUUACUCCUCCCGCCGUUACUCCUCCCGCCGUUACUCCUCCUGCCGUUACUCCUCCCGCCGUAACACCCCCCGCCACAACACCUCCCGUCGCAACACCUCCUGUAGCUACACCCGCACCUGUCCCUACUGAUACCGUCGCGCAACCAGCUACUACAAUAUCUACUUCACAGCCUUCUGCAAUACAACCAUCUUCAUCACCAUCUUCAGUCCCUGUUCCUUGUAUUCCCGACGCAACAACUCCAGGUAAUCUGACAUGCACUGAUACCAACAGCUAUUGCAACACUACUAGUCAACUUUGUACUGCAAAACAAGCGAGCGGUUCAUCGUGCAGUAGCAAUAAUGAAUGCUUGUCAAGUAGUUGCGAUAAUGGCGUAUGUUCGGACGGACAAUCAGAUGCAGGAAGUACAACAGACACGGGAAGUGGGUCAAAAAGCAACACGUUAGUUAAAGUUGCUAUCACCGGUGGUGUUGUUGGACUCAUAGCCGUGUUGGGCCUUGCAUUCUGGGCAAUCCGUUCUCGCAGAAAAAAGCAGUCAGGUGGAUAUAAAUCAAGCGGACCUGGCGUUGCCCCAAGUGUAUAUAAUGAUGCAACAUCCUUGAGCGUAGAGAAACGAACUAGUAAUGGUGGAUAUCCAUUCUCAGCUCCAUAUACUGGAUUUUCCAGCAACAACAUUCAGGAACCAGACUCAACUCAUUAUGUGAACAAUAUACAAGCAUCAAAUAGAGCGAAUGAUCAAGAAGAUUACGUUGAUCAGAGAAUGAUAGCCGAAUAUAAUGCAGGGCAAAACACAGAUCAAAACAGGGGAUUCUCGAAUAAUGGCGGAAAUUACUAUUCUGAAGAGUACAAUGGUUACGACAACAGUUCGUUUGAUCAACGAUCUCCUCCCACUUUUCCACCUCCAGCGGUGGUAGUUCCUAUACCGGAACGUCAGUCACGUGAGGCAAGGAUGUCUGAUAAUGAUUCGGGUCAUUCUGGCAAAUUAGAUUUGGCUAUUGCAGCAAGAGAUCUUCUUAAACAAGGCACAGGUAAUCCUGAGGUCAUGCUAAACGGCGAUGCUGUAUCCGCCAAAUCUCCACGGGAUUCUAAUGGAUCCUACAUAAGCAACCAGGAUGAUGACAAUUACCUUGCAACAGAACCGAUGUAUCUUGGUAUUGAUAAUUUUGCAGAAGAUGAUAUGCGAACUACGAAGAAUAAGCCUACUAAUGGGCGGUACAAGAUGCAAUCAAUGUAUUCUAGAGAUUCAAACUUCUUUGCUGGAGCACAAAACGUUCCUCCGAAUCCACGUGCAGUCCAACGUAGAUCGUCUUCGAAGAGAACCCUCGAUGCAUUUGGUGGUGGUGAUGCUGGAUCUGAUUACAGUGAUGACGAGUCCAUCAUUUCCGUAUCACGUGUUCCACAGGCAUCGGUAUCUACUCAACAUGCACCAAUAUUCAAGUCUUAUCAGGCAUCUGCUGAGGAUGGAUCAAAUAUGUCCGAGCGGUAUAGGCGUGGCAGGAAUUAG
Molecule: messenger RNA, 1521 nt
Organism: Paraglomus brasilianum
Lineage: Eukaryota; Fungi; Glomeromycota; Glomeromycetes; Paraglomerales; Paraglomeraceae
Source: the annotation of a GenBank genome assembly